AUGAUAGCAUUAGGUUGUCAUUCUAUUAAUUUAGGUUAAAAACUGUUGCAACAAUAAAAAAGGAAUCAAGCACUUUAUUGGUUUGAUGCAGCAAUAAGUCUAGAUCCCAAUAUGGUUGAUUCACUAUGUGGAAAAGGGGAUGCUUUGUAGCAAUUCGAUAAAUAUUAGAAAGCCAUAUAAUGGUAUGAUCGAGCAUUGGGUAUAGCCCCUAAUCACGUAUCCAGUUUAGUAGGGAAAGGUAAUUUAUUCUUUUAAUCAAAAAUGUAUAGCCAAAGCACUUUAUCAAUUAGAGUUAGAUUUUAAUAAAUUAGCUAAACGUAUUACUAUCUUUAAGUUUAUCUAGCCAAAGUGUUGAGUAAAUAGAAAACAGAAUCUAGUCUCUUUGAAAGAGGUAAACAACUCCUUAUUUCAUAAUUAGAUUCAUUAGAAAAGCUAAAAUUGGAAUAGCGUUUCAAAGAAAAGGAAGAUUAAACCAAAGAGAAGUUAGACAUUCGUCUUAAAGAGAAAGAGAAGACAACUUUUAAUAAAUAGUUGGAGGCUAAAUUAAGUGAUAAAGCCAAAGCAUUACAUUAAUAUAAGAUUGAAGCCUUAUUAUAAGGGAAACCUAAACCUAAACAUUAAAUUGAACUAGAAUAAGAAAUUGAACUAGAAUUAGAAUCAUAAAAGUACUUUGAUUAAGCUUUAUCGACUAAACCUAAUUAGGUACAAGCACUUACAGGGAAAGGUGAUAAUCUUCAUUAAGAUUUAGGUCUCUGUGUAAAUGCUUUUUAAAAAUAAAUUGAUGCUGAAGUUAUUAUAAAUAAAGCUUUAUCGUUGCCAACUAUUUUGGGUCAUAAUGAAAAAUAAUCCGAUAUUUAUGCAGCAAAAGGCACUAUCUAGAUAUAUUCUAGGCGAUAUUUUAUUAAAUCAAUAAAAAUAUGCAGAAGCCAACAGUUUUUACGAUAAGGCCUUAGAAUUGGAUCCGAAUCAUCUAUAAAGCUUAUUUGGAAAAGAUUGAUUGAAAACUAUGAAGAUGCUAUUGAAUGGUAUGAUAAAGCCAUUAAAAUAAAACCGAAUCAUGUAUGUUCCAUAUGGGGCAAAGGUGAGUCAUUGAGAAUGUAGGACAAAUUCAGAAAGGCCAUUAUUUAUUUUGAUAGGGCUCUAAAAUACCACCCAAAACAUUUCUUAUCUCUUUAUGGAAAAGGUAUCUUAUCAUGUAGAUUUGAAGGAGAAGCACUCAGAAUGCUAAAAUUUAAUUAUGACGCUUCAGUUGAAUAUAAAUAGGCUCUGGAAUUAUAACCAAAUCACAUAAAAGGAUUGUUUGGAUAUGGAGAAGUGUUAAAAUUAAUGAGGAAAUAUCCAUAAUCCUUGGUAUGCUAUAAGAAAAUUCUGGAAAUUGAUCAAGGUAAUAUGGAGGCUGUUUAGUUGAAAUAUGAAGUUGAGCAUUGCAUAUCUUAAUUGUAAUAAAAGGAAUCAAUUAAUACAUUGAGAAAGUAGGAUCUUUAAAGCAAUAGUAAAUUUUUUGAUGGAAUUUAAACCAAUACUGUAAAUUUUAGAAAAAAACUAUGA
Paramecium tetraurelia is the source of this 1548-nucleotide messenger RNA. RefSeq lists its product as uncharacterized. NCBI's taxonomy places the organism in Eukaryota, Ciliophora, Oligohymenophorea, Peniculida, Parameciidae. Gene Ontology annotation, molecular function: protein binding. The record is from RefSeq and is a predicted model, not a curated record. The transcript has 9 exons.